AUGACUUUUUUAAAUGACUGUGUAACUGUUUAUUGCUUUCGGCCGUGAUAUGUGGCACCAAAAUCACCAAAGAUUAUUUGCGAAGGAAAUUUAUCGGACUCCGAGGAAGAACUCCGUAGUGAGGAACGGAAGCAGCGAAGUCGUCUGCAACAGCUUCAUCUGCAAAUCGAAGAGCUUCGAGAAUUAAACUUAUCAACGAAACAAGCAGAAGAGGAGUUAUGGGAUGUACAAACAGCAAUCACAACGCUCUGCAGGAAACUGAAAAGUAUACGUAUGGAACAUUCGAGAAAAAUCGAAACACGAAAAAAUGAUGGUCCAACGCCAACACUGGAAAUGUUCGAGGAGAAACAGUUACUGGCCGCUUGCACAGCUUUACGCGAGGACAUUGCUCGUCAUAAAUUAGAAAUAAUAGCUUUGGAUCAAUGCUUAAAUACCAUGAGUGAAAAUAAAAGUACGGAGAUUUUGGAAAACAUCGACAAUGAAUACGGAGAGGAAUACUGGCGCGAUGAAUGCCGAAAAGAAGAAAAGGAGCGCGAUAGUUUGUUGUCCGAAAUAGUUUCACUUCGAAAUGAUUGCUGCCAACUACGCGCUCAAAUUGAAUUAAAUGCUGUAAAAAGGCUCACAUUACUAGUUACAAAGUUUUAA
Cercopithifilaria johnstoni is the source of this 645-nucleotide messenger RNA. The record is from the annotation of a GenBank genome assembly. Lineage: Eukaryota; Metazoa; Nematoda; Chromadorea; Rhabditida; Onchocercidae.